Echinostoma caproni is the source of this 894-nucleotide messenger RNA. The record is from the annotation of a GenBank genome assembly. Lineage: Eukaryota; Metazoa; Platyhelminthes; Trematoda; Plagiorchiida; Echinostomatidae.
AUGGCUUUUAUUCAUUUGAAUAAGCAAGGCUGGUGUAUCAUUUUGAUAUCGGUCACCGUUUUACUUCUGUACUAUUUAUCCGGACGGCGGAAUGUUGGUCACAUGCAUGGAACCACAAUUAAUCUACGUGAUUUGACAAAAAAGGCAAUUCAUUUGGUGGAGGACGCUGGUUAUUUGAUCCGUUCCCAAUAUCAAGAGGGCAAAAUGAACUCACGUAUCAAGGCUCCGUCGGGAAGCGGACCGAAAAACGAAAUGCUUACAGAUGUGGACCUACUCUCACAUCGACUACUCGUAUCUGGCUUUGUUGAUGCAUUUCCAGAUCUGAAAGUCAUCUCGGAGGAGCAUCCGCCGGUCAGUCCGGACCAACCCUUACCGAGACAACCACACACUUACUCAAAUUCAGAUGCGUUGCUACCGGACAUCAAAUUUUUCGUUCCCACCUCAGAUAUUACUGUUUGGGUUGAUCCCCUCGAUGCAACUCAGGAAUUUUCCGAAGGACUUCUGGACUACGUAACAGUCAUGGUCUGUGUUGCUUUGCACGGUUAUCCGGUGAUUGGUGUGGUGCAUCAACCGUUUCUCAAUCGUACAUAUUGGUCCUGGUCCACCUAUGCAAUGUCUGAGGAUCUGAGACGAGCUAUGCAAAACGGGACCACUGCCUUGGGUAAAGAACGUAUUUCUGUGGAACAAAAGAACGAAAAACCGGAGUCUACGACCACACGCCCCUUGGUGGUCACCCAUUCACGUUCGCACUUGGAUGCGUNNNGAUGCGUCCCAAAUAUCUCAAGUGUUCGGAACACAACCAGUUCAGUUGGUACCAGCUGGUGGAUCUGGUCAGUGAUCGGUGUUCAGUGCACUCAUAACCUCGAACAGUUUGCUUCGCAUUCAACUUUUUAA